CCCCUCGAUCCGUUGCCGAUCCCUGAAAAAAAGCGCCUUAAACAACCGGCGGGGUAUUCUCUUCGUCCAAACCUCCCAACCACCGCCUAUUCUCCUUCACCUCUCGCACACUCGGGACCAGCACCGACUUCUCGGCCAUUCAACCGAUCGCCAUGGCUUCACUAUCAUCGCUAGCAGCUGCCCUAACAUGAAAUGGACUUAGGAUGGCCUGAUUCGAUUUCCCCACGCCCUUUUCUCCACACUUUCCUGCCCGCAAACGUUCCCCCGCAUUUGUAGCCGUGAUCACUGGAGAAUCCUUGGGCGCGAUGCAUGAAUCAUGAUCGUCAGCUAUAAGAAUUGCAGUUUCCCAGAUCUGCUGGAGGGAUACGUCCGAGGGCGCGACGAGUUCUCGCUCUUCUUCUCCCUGUUCUUCUCGUAUCAUUAACUCAUUCGGAGGCCUUCGUCCUCGCAAUCCUCCGCCGUCAUGGAUACCGACAAGGCAUCCAUUUCAAAGGCGUCUCUUGCCCAGAUCGAGACCACGGUGGGCACUACCAAUGAGGUUCCUGAGAUUCUUCGCAAUCACACGCCCGAAGAAUUGGCUACUCUAGAGAAGAAGCUUGUCCGCAAGAUCGACUUUCGAUCCCUACCUGUCCUCAUUGUCUUGUUUAUACUCAAUAUCCUGGACCGAAAUGCCAUCGCCAAUGCCCGUCUCGGUGGUUUAGAAGAGACGCUCGGGAUUGACGAUGUGCAAUACCAAACCGCCGUCAUGGUACUUUGGGCUGGUUACAUCUCCAUGAUGGUACCGUCCAACAUGCUUCUUUCCAUUUUCAAACCCAAAAUCUACUUGCCCACUGUUGUCAUCAUUUGGGGUAUAGUCUCGGGUGCGACUGGAUUUGUGCAGAACUUUCCUGGGUUGGUUGCGCUUCGGUUCCUGGUUGGAGUGACAGAAGCACCCUACUUCCCGGGAUGUAUCUUCUUUCUAUCGUGUUGGUACACUAGAAGAGAACUUCCUUCUCGGAUCGCGACCUUCUACUCUGGUUACACCCUGUCCUCGGCGUUUGGAGGUCUGAUAGCAGCUGGCAUCGUGGAUGGCAUGGAAGGGCUUGGAGGGUAUCCUUCGUGGCGAUGGAUCUUCAUUCUGGAAGGAGCUUUGACGAUUGUGCUGGCAUUUGCUGGAUACGUUCUUCUCCCCAACUAUCCAUCCAACACAUCUUUUCUGUCACCCGAGGAGACCGCAAUGGCACAGUGGCGUCUUAAUCGCGAGAACGAUGGCACCAAGGACGAAGUUACCGAGUCCGUCUUCAUUGGUUUGAAGCAGGCAUUGACGGACCCCAAAGUCUACCUACUCGUCUUCAUCCAAACAUGUGCAGUUUGCUCUAUGAGCUUCACUUACUUCUUCCCAUCCAUUGUCAAAACCCUCGGCUUCCCGCGCGUGGAAACGCUUCUCCUGACCGCACCUCCAUACUUCCUGGCCUUCCUGUUCUCUGUCUUGAACUCAUGGCACUCCGGCCGCACGGGAGAGCAUUGCUUCCACAUUGUGGGCGCCUGUUCUCUUUCCAUAGUCGGUCAAAUUCUUUCCAUGUCGACGUACAACACGGGCGCUAGGUACUUCGCCAUGUUUUUGCAAGCUAUGGGCGCUUUCUCCGCCUUUCAGGUCGUACUAUCGUGGGUCUCGGCGACCAUCCAACGACCCAAAGUCAAGCGAGCCGUUGCUGUGGGCCUCGCAACUGCCGUCAGUAACGCCACGAACAUCGCCUCCGCGUAUCUUUACCCGGCCACGGACGCACCGCUCUACCGCAUGGGAUGUAUCGUUCUGACCGUUGCCUUAGCCUGCUGCGUAACCGCUUCAGUGAUUCUGAGGUUCUGGCUGCAGAAACUGAAUCGCAAGGCCGAUAGAAUGGUUGGCCAUGAGGGGGUCGAGAACGGGGCGGGUGUUUUGUUCAGAUAUACGUUGUAG
Periconia digitata is the source of this 1936-nucleotide messenger RNA. The record is from the annotation of a GenBank genome assembly. Lineage: Eukaryota; Fungi; Ascomycota; Dothideomycetes; Pleosporales; Periconiaceae.